This is a messenger RNA of Pyricularia oryzae 70-15, 2537 nucleotides long. RefSeq names its product proline permease. The record is from RefSeq and is a predicted model, not a curated record. The coding region runs from base 718 to 2403 and encodes 561 amino acids. Lineage: Eukaryota; Fungi; Ascomycota; Sordariomycetes; Magnaporthales; Pyriculariaceae. Gene Ontology annotation, molecular function: amino acid transmembrane transporter activity. The transcript has 3 exons. Gene Ontology annotation, biological process: amino acid transmembrane transport. Gene Ontology annotation, cellular component: membrane.
UCUCAUUUCUAGGCACUUCAGUAGGAUAUUAUCUAACAACCCCCCCGGUUUUCGGCGGCAUGGUCCACGUCUCCGCAUGCCCCGCUCCUCGUCCAUACCUACGACAGAAUUGCCCAAUGGUAAGGCGACAAUGAAUCUUUUGUUAUCCAUUUCUCACCCACAAACUGGUGUACUAUCGUCGGUUCCAUCUGGCUUUACCCACAGUAAGGCACCUUUCACUUCUCCCUAGUGCACCCGGGUAGGGUAGACCCCUCCUCGGAACCUCCGUCGAAUGGCAGCUCAGUAUGCAUAGACGCAAACCAAGAGCAGCCUUUUUGGAGUUGGGGUCAACCCCGACCUGUCAGCCUAUACGUGCAAGGGGCCCUAGGGACUCGAGACGCGAUGGGGAAUAUUUGACGUGGUUCUUGGGCUCCAGGUAUUUUUUUUCCGGGCUAGGCACAGGAACGAUGUUUGUGUGUGUGUGUCGGGAACCCUUUUAAAGUGUUGGCCGAUCCCCCGUAUGCCUUGUUCUUUUCCUGUCUUCUUCUGUCUCGCAUCUCGCUCGCUUCGCUGUUGAGUACGACAAGAUUUGUGUGUGUGGUCUGUCUGACUUGACCGAUCUAUGCCCAACUAGAUCUAGAUCUUGACCUAGAAUAGUUUUAUCUAUUCCAAGUCCCGAGUCAAGCACACACAUAUCCGGCCAUAGACUCGCCCGCAGUCUUCAACAAAACCGACAACAUGGCCGCUGUCGAUGAGAAGAGCGUUGGGCUAGGCCGUUCGCCUAGCGACAGCGACAUGGCUGAUGGUCAGGUCGUCGGUGUCGAUCGCGAUGCUGAUGUCGUGGCCAAGUAUGGAGAGACUCAACGCGGUCUCAGCCCUCGCCACGUGCAGCUCAUGGCCAUUGGAGGCUCUAUCGGUACUGGACUCUGGGUCGGUAUCGGUGGAGUGCUCUCCAAAGCAGGUCCUCUCUCUGUCCUUCUUGGCUACGCCUUCUGGGGUCUCCUCUACAUCUGGCCGCUCAACCUGUGCGUCGCCGAGAUGUGCGCCUACCUGCCCAUCCGCGGCACAAUCUUUGAGCUCGCCCGCCGCUUCGUCGACCCCGCCCUCGGCUUUGCCAUGGGCUGGACCUACUUCUUCGCCGGCCUGAUGCUGGUCUGCACCGAAUACGCCGCCGUCGCCACCAUAAUGCAGUACUGGAGCAAGGACAUCAACCCGGCCGUCUGGAUCGCCAUGGCCAUGGUCCUGUGCAUCAUGCUCAACGUCGUGGCCGUAAAGUGGUAUGGCGAGAGCGAGUUCAUCAUGGCGUCCACAAAGGUCAUCCUGCUGUUCGGCCUCAUCAUCCUCACCAUCGUCACCAUGGCCGGCGGGAACCCGCAGCACGACGUCUACGGCUUCAGGAACUGGGGCGAUGGCAACUACAUACACCCGUACCUGGCGCAGGGCGACACUGGGAGGUUCCUCGGCUGGUGGAAGGUUGUCAUCUAUGCUGCUUUCACCAUUGCCGGUCCCGACAUGAUCGCCCUGGCCGCCGGCGAGAUUGUGAACCCGAGGCGCACCAUCCCCCGUGUUGCCAAGCUCAUCUUUUACCGUCUCGUCGGAUUCUACUUUAUCGGCGUCCUCUGUGUCGGCAUCAUCUGCAGCUCCAGGGAUCCCAGGCUCAUGGGGGCCUUGGCCGACGGCGCCUCCGGUGCUGCUGCCAGUCCUUGGGUCAUUGGAAUUGAGAACCUUGGCAUCCGUGUGCUUCCUCACAUUAUCAACGCUGCCAUUAUGCUUUCUGGAUGGUCCUGCGGCAACGCCUACCUCUACUCUGCCUCACGCACGCUCUACGGCCUGGCGCGCGACAACCAGGCGCCCCAAUUCCUGCUCUACUGCACCAAGCAGGGCGUGCCGCUCUACUGCGUGCUGACCGUGUCGCUCAUCUCGUGCAUCACCUUCCUCGUCUCGUCCAACUCGGCCGUCGAGGUCUUCUUCUGGUUCGUCGACCUGACCACCACGGCACUCAUCAUGACCUACACCAUGAUGAUGAUCACCUUCAUCGGCUUCUACCGCGCCCGCAAGGCCCAGGGCAUGGACCCCCAGACGCUGCCGUUCCUCGCCCCCUUCACCCCUUACUCGGCCUACCUGGCCCUGUUCCUCGGCUGCGUGGCCGUCUUGUUCGUCGGCUUCGAUGCGCUUGGACCCUUUGACGUGCGCUCCUUCAUCACGGCGUACUUUGCCCUCGGGUUUGGCGCCUUUAUGUACGUGUUCUGGAAGGUCGUCAAGAGGACAAAGCUGGUCGACCCCAGGGAGGCGGAUCUCUACUCGGGCAAGAAGGAGGUCGACGAUGAGUGCAGGCACUGGGAGGAGGGUGGUAUCGAGGAGGUGGAGAGGGCUAGGCUGGCCCAGAUGAGUUUUGCGAGGAGGUGCUGGGAAAGACUGUGGUAGAAGACACAUGUUUUUGUGUUUGCUGCUCAGAGAGACUGACAUCACACUUUUCACUUUACACUUUAUCGCAGUAAUUUUAUAGUAGAUAUGAUUCCACAGACCCUGAAAAAGAGCCUCGAGUUCCUUGUUACACA